Molecule: messenger RNA, 1449 nt
Organism: Trichoderma reesei QM6a
Lineage: Eukaryota; Fungi; Ascomycota; Sordariomycetes; Hypocreales; Hypocreaceae
Exons: 1
Coding region: 1-1449 (482 amino acids)
Biological process (GO): proteolysis
Molecular function (GO): peptidase activity
Source: RefSeq, a predicted model, not a curated record
AUGCUCCAACGCCUCGCCAUCCCCGCGGCCAAGCUCCUCCGCCGCAGCAGCCACAUCGUGCCCGGCCAGCUGCUCGUCACAGAGCACUUCUUCCAGGUGCCCCUCGACUACGCCAACCCGUCCGCCAGCACAAUCACCCUCUUCGGCCGCAGCGCCACCAAGCACGAGAGCCCCGUUGUGCCGCCCGACGAGCCGCCCUCGCCCCGGCCGUGGCUCGUCUUCCUCGAGGGCGGGCCCGGCUUCGGCAACCGCGAGCCCCAGGACCACCCGCUGACGCGCGUCGCCCUGUCCCACGGCUACCAGGUGCUGUACCUGGACCACCGCGGCGUCGGCCUGAGCACGCCCGUGUCCACCGAGAUGCUGGCCCGGCUGCCCGGCGCUGGCGGCGGACAGGGGCCCGAUGCCGUCGACGUGCAGGCCGGCUAUCUCAAGCUCAUGCGCCAGGACAACACGGUGCGCGACUGCGAGGCCGUCCGCAAGCUGCUCACCGAGGGACUGCCCGAGCACAAGGCGCGCUGGUCCAUCUUUGGCCAGUCCUACGGCGGCUUCGUCUCCAUCUCGUACCUGUCGCUGCAUCCAGAAGGGCUCCGCGAGGUCUUCCUCACCGGCGGCCUGGCCCCCGUGGGGAAGUCCGCGGAUCAGGUCUACCAGGCAACCUUCCAGAGGACUCUGGAGCGCAAUGCUGCGUACUACCAGAAAUACCCGGAGGAUGUCGAGGUUCUGCGCCAGAUUGCUGCUUACAUCGAAAAGGAGGGCGGGGAGCAGGGCCUUCCUUUGCCUGGAGGAGGCUUCCUGACGGUGCCUCGUCUGUUGACUAUAGGCAUUGCCCUUGGAUUCCACGGAGGCAUCGAUCAGAUCCAUGCUGUACUGCUCCAACUCAAGGCCUCCCUCGACCAGCUCGGCUUCCUCACACGGGCCUCCCUAGCCCUCCUCGAAUCAUUCACCCCCUUUGACACAAACCCCAUCUACGCCGUCCUCCAAGAGGCGCUCUACUGCGACGGACCCGGCAGCGUCUCCAACUGGGCCGCCUACCGCGUCGGCAAGGCCCUGUCCCAGUUCUCCUGGCUCGCUAGCGGCAACACGGGCGCUUCCUCCUCCGUGCCAGUCGACCAGCCUCUGCUUUUCGCCGGCGAGAUGGUCUUCCCCUUGCACUUUGAGACGUAUCCCGAGCUGAUCCCCCUGCGGGCCGUUGCUGAGCGGCUGGCUACUGCGUCGGAUUGGCCCGCGCUGUAUGAUGUCGAGCAGUUGCGCAAGAAUGAGGUGCCUGUUUAUGCGGCGGCGUUUAUACAUGACAUGUAUGUCGACUAUGGGCUUUCGAUGGACACGGCCAAGUUGAUCAGGGGGAUCAAGACGUAUGAGACGAAUGUCAUGUACCACAACGCCCUGCGGGCAAAGGCCGAGGAAGUCUUGCAGAGUUUAUUUGCUCUGCGAGAUGAUGUAAUAGAUUGA